UCCGCCGUCGAGCGCGCACAGACAAUUUGGCAUGCAAACACCUCCUCCUCCAGUCCAGUCCAGUCCAGUCCAGUCCAGUAUAUGUAAUCCCUGCCAUUGCCAUUCGGCUAGCCAGAGCUCCAUCACCAGAGGAGAGAGAGGAGACGGAGAUACGGCCGGCGGCAAUGGCAACUUCCCUCUUCCAGCUUGUCGGGCUCCUCCUUACCCAGCUGAUCCUCUUCCACCUCUCCGACCCCUCCGUCGCUCUCGCCCUCGCAAAACCACCACAAGUAGCACACAGUACUUGGCCCACGACGCCCAGCAGCAGCAGCAAGGAGCAACGUCGUCGUCCCCCGCUGGUCCAGUCGACGUGCAACUCCACCAGCUUCUACGACCUCUGCGUAGCCGCCCUCGGCGCCGACCCCUCCAGCUCCACCGCCGACGUCCCCGGCCUCUGCACCAUCGCCGUCUCCGCCGCAGCCGCUAACGCCUCCGCCACCGCGUCCUCCCUGGGCAACGCCAGCGCUGCCGCCACCACCCCCGAGGCGGACCGCACGCUGCUCCGCACCUGCGCUGACAAGUACGCGGACGCCCGCGAGGCGCUCCUGGCGGCGCGGGCCUCUCUCGCCGAGGAGGCCUACGACUACGCCUUCGUGCACGUGAGCGCCGCGGCCGAGUACCCCGCGGUGUGCCGGACGCUGUUCCGGAGGCAGCAGCAGCGUCCUGGGGCCAAGGCGCCGGCGUACCCAGCGGAGCUGGCCAAGAGGGAGGAGGGGCUGCGUCGCCUCUGCACCAUCGCGCUCGACAUCAUCUCGCUGCUGCAGAUGCGGGAACCCUCCAUCUAACUGAUCGAUGUGGGUGCGGUUUGGUUGGUACUGAACAUCCAUCGUCCAUGCAAUGCAACGCCAUGGGAAUCAGUUGGAUGAAAAAGGUUGGUCUCGGACCCUUGUUUGUUGGACGGAUAGGGUCGGGUGUUGACACUCCUAUCACAAUGACUUACAUAAAGGGUCAUUCUGAUUGAA
Messenger RNA from Phragmites australis (common reed), 1001 nucleotides. RefSeq names its product pectinesterase inhibitor 28-like. Lineage: Eukaryota; Viridiplantae; Streptophyta; Magnoliopsida; Poales; Poaceae. Gene Ontology annotation, molecular function: enzyme inhibitor activity. The transcript has a single exon. The record is from RefSeq and is a predicted model, not a curated record. The coding region runs from base 165 to 824 and encodes 219 amino acids.